ACUGCUCCUACGUACGAUCCCAGAGCAAGUCUGCCGGAGAGUAGACAUGGCGGACUGGGCCCCGGUGUUCAUCGCGCUGGUGCUCUUCGUCCUCUCGCCGGGGCUGCUCUUCCAGGUCCCCGGCAAGAACAGGUUCCUGGAGUUCGGCAACAAGCAGACCAGCGGCGUCUCCGUGCUCUUCCACGCCGUCAUCUACUUCGCCCUCAUCUCCAUCUUCACCCUCGCCGUCCGCGUCCACGUCAUCCUUGGUUGAACGGUUGGGUACCGUGUGCGGAGGAAUGGAAUGCACAUUUUCUCACGUUCGUUUUCAAGCUUCCUGAUUUAGCUUGUACAGGGGCACAGAAGCCGAGCAUGUUCUUCAUUGGGCAAUUUAGUCCCUGAUUUGCUAUUUUCUGAAGUAUGUGUAGUUUGAAUUUUCACGUACACGGCUACCUCUGAUGAUCCUAUGUGCGCGAUCUUUAAUGUCUCUUAACACGAGAUUUGCUAGCAACUAGAGGAACAUGCGUGACCCGGUUAUAGCUUUGUUUGGCCUUCUCUUGCUGCAGAGGUAUGUUGUCAAAUGCAACAAGCAUCCUUGCUUGUAAUGGCGCAA
Messenger RNA from Triticum dicoccoides, 592 nucleotides. RefSeq lists its product as uncharacterized. The record is from RefSeq and is a predicted model, not a curated record. The transcript has a single exon. Lineage: Eukaryota; Viridiplantae; Streptophyta; Magnoliopsida; Poales; Poaceae. The coding region runs from base 47 to 253 and encodes 68 amino acids.